AUGGCUUGGGGGCUCGCAGACACGACGCCAACGCUGGCGCCUGCUGCCACGGCCGUUGCCGCCCCUGGUAACGAUGCAUCUGGUUCUUCUUCUCCUGUAAGAGCAUUGGCUCCAGUGCCCGAGUCUACAGAGGGCGUUGACAUAUUUGAGGGUGUGAACCCCGUAACUAGCGUAGCUCUGGAGGGGGUGGCGUUGCUGCAGAUCAUCAAGCACUGCCAUGAAAGCCUUCCAGGCGGCGUGGCUGGAUCACUGCUGGGCAUGGACAAGGACCAAGUGCUGGAGGUGACCAAUAGCUUUCCGUCGCUGCCCAGUAGCGAGCGCAGAAAGGGCACGGACGAGUACCAGCUUGACAUGAUGAAGAGUCUUCGCGAGGUUGGCAUGGACAACAACAAGGUGGGCUGGUACCAGUCGGUGGCCAUGGGCACCUUUUGCACAGCCUCGUUUAUUGAGCACCAGUAUCAGAACCAGAAGGCGCUGGGUCCGAACGCCAUCUGUCUCAUUUACGACUCAGCAGAGACAUCCAAAGGUUCACUCAGUCUGCGUGCAGUGCGUCUUACGAAGGCUUUUAUGGACACUUACAGAAGUGGUGCGUUUACUAAGGAGAGCUUUGCUAAGACUGAUAUUCGCUCAGCUACGGUGGUGGAGGAAAUUCCCGUUGAGCUUCGCAACUCCGACAUUGUCACGUGCUGGCUGCAUCAGACCAAGGACAGCGUCUCAGCCAGCAGCUUCGAGCGUCUUGACCUGGCAACUAACGCCUAUUUGGAGAACAGUCUUAAGAACAUGUCGCUUUGGGCCGACGAGCUUGCGCAGGAACACUACAAAUUCCAGGGAUUCGAGCGAGCGUUAUCUAAGCAGCGCGCCGCCUACCAGCAAUGGCAGAAUAGACAGCGGGAGGAGAACAAGGUGCGCCGGGAGAACGGCGACAAGCUUGUUCCUGAGGAGGACCCCAACUUUUUCAAGUCAGUGAAUCAGCCUUCUCGUCUCGAGUCGCUCCUGAUCACCAAGCAGAUGAACACGUACUGUGAGCACAUUAACCGCUACGCCGGGAAGUCCAUUCAGAAGCUCUUUUUGGCUGCUAAGGUUCACCAGAAUGAGUGA
This is a messenger RNA of Peronospora matthiolae, 1098 nucleotides long. The record is from the annotation of a GenBank genome assembly. Lineage: Eukaryota; Oomycota; Peronosporomycetes; Peronosporales; Peronosporaceae.